AUGUCUCAGAAUACAAGACUCUCAAUGACUUCCUCCCUACAUGAUACACGAUAUGCUAGGCGAACAUCGAUUGUAGAAAGGAAUCUAAACAAGAGUAGAUCAGCCGAGGUCGGACUGAGCGCCUUCGCUUUCUUAUUUUCGGAAAUGCUGCAGUAUACACAGAAGCGUGUUCAGGGUAUUCAAGAUCUCGAACGAAAAUUGAAUGAUUUUGGCUAUCGUGUUGGUACACGAUUUUUGGAGCUGAUUACGUGGCGGGAGAAGAACAACAGGCGAGAAAUAACCGUAUUGGACAUCCUAUAUUUUAUUCACACGACCGUAUGGAAGGCACUGUUUGGAAAACAGGCUGAUUCGCUUGAGAAGAGUACAGAAAAUAAUGAUGAAUACAUGAUUUCAGAUAACGAACCGAUAAUUAGUAAAUUUAUUUCCGUACCGAAAGAUUUGGCAUCCUUGAAUUGCGGAGCAUUCUUGGCGGGAAUUGUGGAAGCCAUCCUGGACGGGUCACAGUUUCCUGCCCGUGUCACAUCACAUACGCUUCCAAUAGAAGGAUAUCCUUUACGCACGACAAUAUUAAUAAAGCUGGACGCGGAAGUAUUAUUGCGUGAAGAGCAGCUCAAAUAG
Molecule: messenger RNA, 618 nt
Organism: Paraglomus occultum
Lineage: Eukaryota; Fungi; Glomeromycota; Glomeromycetes; Paraglomerales; Paraglomeraceae
Source: the annotation of a GenBank genome assembly